UCCUCUUCCUGACACUCAAUCAUCGCGCUCUGACAUCUACACUUCUGCUUGCGAGAUGCGGAAGCAGAAGUCAGUGGACAGGCUGUAAAAAAGCGUUUUUAUAUGUUUUGUUAGUGGAUUAUUUUAAUGUUUAUCCAUCUUUAUUAACAUUAAAGACUGUUUAAUGACUCUGUAGCGGGCAGAAGACACUGUUUGAAGGAUUUAAAGCAUGCAGUGCACAGCCUCCUCUCCUCACGAGUCCUCACAGAUGGGCGGCGAUCGGGCCGAACUGACCCCCGCCAAGGACUCGUCCUCCAUAGACAACACCUCUGAGCUGGGCAGCCCCAGAGCUCUGACCUUUGACCUGCUGAACAUGGUGAUCUGCUUCAAGCGGAUGGCCAUCUUCCUGGAGCCCGUCACAGACACGCUGGAGGUGCUGCGGUACCUGCUCGGGUGGAGGAUGCCGCUGUGCUCCCUGUUGAGCUGCGUUCUUCUCAACAUUCUCUUCCUCACGCUGAGUGAAGGCGCGUGGGUCUCUCUGCUGCUGCUGACCGUCUCUGCUCCCGCUGUGCUGGGUUACCUUGGCAACCGUUGCCAGGGUGCGACCAGCGAGAUGGCGGUUCAGAAGAAGAAACACCAUGCGGUCCAACGGCGAGACCUGCAGACGGUCCACAUGAGCAAACAGGAGGCCAUGCUGGAGGUCAAGGGCAUGCUGAAGCGAAUAGACGACCUUUUGACCCGAGCGUGUGUGUAUGCAGAGUCUGUGUAUAAAGUGUUACACUGGGAGAGUCACGCCGUGUCCUCCAUGUUUUAUGGUUCUCUCCUGACUGCGCUUUUCCUGCUGUAUACGGUCCCUGUGGGUUUGAGUCUGUCUGUGCUCAACAGCGCCCUCUUUCUGUGGAACAGAGACUUCUGCAGAGUUCUGUUGGAGCUGAAGGAGUUUGUUCACCCGAGUCAGGUCCAGCCCGUGGAGGAAACCGAACCAUGUGACCCAGAUCAGGCAAACCUGCUGGAGCGCACACCCACUCCAACCAGUGUGGAGGAUCUUUCACCUGGCAACAUUGAAGAGGCAGAGGAGGCGGAGCCUGACGACGAGUUUAAAGACGCCAUAGAGGAAUCUCAGCUUGUGUUGCCGGAAACUCCUCUGGCUUUAGUGGUGGGGCCUGUAGCUUAUUUGCUACCAAAGAUUCGGAGAUGGACAGCCCGUAAGGAUGACGAGGAUGUGUCUUCUGGUGUUCCUGAGUUUGACACCAUCUCCGAUAACGGGCUGUUGAGCAGAAACGAACCCAUCCGCAGUAAAGUGUCCAAACUUACUGAAAAACUUCGCAAGCGGGUCCCUACCAACGCCACUGGAAACUGUUUCCAGUGCAAUUCAGCGUUUUCUGUUUUAAAGAAGAGGAGAAACUGCAGUAACUGUGGCGCCAGUUGUUGUUCCCGCUGUUGCUCGUAUAAAGUGUUCAAAUCCAGUAUGGGAGCCACAGCUCCCGAAGCCCAAAGAGAGACCGUGUUUGUUUGUUCUAUGUGCAAUACUUUCCUCACCACCAAGUAGGAUUGGCCAUCAUCCCGAAAAAAAAACCUUCCACCAUUGCAAUCCUGUAGAAUAAACUAGGGGUGGGCCACAAGAUGGCUGCUUCAGUGAUUCUUGAGGUUUCUAUGUGGAGCAUUUCACAUGGAGGACCAAAAUCUUGCAGCUUAUGUUGCCUCUUCGGUUUCUUCAACACUCUUCUUGAGCUUCCUCAGAGUUUUAUUUUGUCUGUUCAAAAUUUGUGACCCAUUACGUGAGCUCCUUUGUUAAAUGAUGACCUUUUGCUUGGAAUAUGCUGCUUACCCCAGUCAACCCGAAUACAUAAAGAUUGGUUGGUUAACUUGGACCUCACCUUGCUGCGAUAUCAAAUGCUGUAGUUUCAUCAACGCUUUCAUCACUUUCUAGAAUCAUGUUAAUGUCCAGGGGCCUGAUUAUGUGUUUAUUUAUAACAUCACAUCAUCCUAUAGAGGAGAACCAGACCAUGUAAGUGAUGUUGGUCAUUUUCAUCAUUGCUUUGGAUGCCAAAUGCAAUGGAUCUGAGCAUUUCAGAAGGUUUAUAUUGCUUCACAUACUGUCAAAUCUGAUUAGUUGAGUUGACCUCAAUCGUUUAUAAAGUAAAUAAGAUGAUUUAUUCCUCUCAUCCUGUUGACUAAACUCAACCGUUACAAUUCAGAAACCUUCUGCAUGCUGCUUAUCUGCUUUAACCCAUGAUUGUUGAUUAUGUAAUUUAUUUGUGUAGUUUUUAUCUGGAAAAUGUUAAUUUAUAUAUGUAUGUUUGUUUUUGGCACAUCCUCCUCAGUAACCAUUUAUGAUAAUCAAAAUAAUGCUCCCAUAUUAGUCUAUCAGCAAAUAACUCAUGAGUUCUCCUGUUCGCAUUGUUACUGAAAGAAUGGGCUAUGUUUGUGUCUGUUUUAUUUGUGUGUUUUUCUUUAAGCCAUGGUUGAAUGUAAAACCAGAGUAUUAACGGUUAUAGAUCUAUGAAUGUCCUUUUACUGCUAUUUAAACCAAUUCAAAUCUGUUGGGUAAGUUAUCCAUAGUAUAACACCAUCUGUUUUCUUGUUUGAAUCUACUGUUACAGUAAUAAAUAAUCUGAAUAUAA
This is a messenger RNA of Megalobrama amblycephala (Wuchang bream), 2603 nucleotides long. It is a transcript of the gene zfyve27, whose product is annotated as zinc finger, FYVE domain containing 27. Gene Ontology annotation, biological process: neurotrophin TRK receptor signaling pathway; positive regulation of axon extension; endoplasmic reticulum tubular network formation. Gene Ontology annotation, cellular component: growth cone membrane; endoplasmic reticulum tubular network. Gene Ontology annotation, molecular function: metal ion binding. NCBI's taxonomy places the organism in Eukaryota, Metazoa, Chordata, Actinopteri, Cypriniformes, Xenocyprididae. The transcript is spliced from 15 exons. The coding region runs from base 209 to 1528 and encodes 439 amino acids. The record is from RefSeq and is a predicted model, not a curated record.